AAGUGGUGAGUGAGGCGGUCGCGGGCGUAGUGCGCGAUAAGUGCUUGGUAGAGCACACCGUGAUUUACUGCUAUCGGACCUUCUGAAUAAUACAAUAUCCUGCUAUCAACAUCGUAUUCAAGUAUCUUAGUAAUUGAUUCUAUAGUUAUUUGUGCUAACAUCCCGGGGCCCUAUAAAUAAAGGCGAUUCAAUGGAGGCGAAAGAAUUUAAGGAAUUCGCAAAUGCGAUGACCAACUAUAUCGCAGAAUAUCUUGAAAAUAUCCGCGACAGGCAAGUGGUACCAUCAGUGAAACCCGGUUACCUGCGUCCUCUGGUGCCGGAACAAGCGCCUGAGAAGCCGGAGCCAUGGACCGCAGUAAUGGUGGAUAUUGAGCGCGUGAUUAUGUCUGGUGUGACGCACUGGCAUUCACCAAGAUUCCACGCCUAUUUCCCUACUGCCAACUCUUAUCCCGCUAUUGUGGCAGAUAUGUUGAGUGGAGCAAUUGCUUGCAUAGGAUUUACUUGGAUUGCGAGUCCAGCUUGUACGGAACUUGAAGUCGUAAUGUUGGAUUGGUUGGGUCAGAUGCUUGGACUUCCUGAUGAGUUUUUGGCUCGUUCCGGUGGAGAAGGAGGUGGUGUUAUCCAAGGCACGGCCAGCGAGGCAACUCUUGUUGCUCUGCUUGGAGCUAAGUCGAAGGCUAUGCAUCGUGUUAAGGAAGAACAUCCUGAAUGGACCGACGUAGAGAUAUUAUCUAAGCUCGUGGGAUAUUGUAACAGUAAGUUGUUUAAAUUGAUGAAUUAAGAAUACCCAAAUAUU
Molecule: messenger RNA, 796 nt
Organism: Zerene cesonia (dogface butterfly)
Lineage: Eukaryota; Metazoa; Arthropoda; Insecta; Lepidoptera; Pieridae
Product: aromatic-L-amino-acid decarboxylase-like
Exons: 4
Coding region: 191-781 (196 amino acids)
Biological process (GO): catecholamine metabolic process; serotonin biosynthetic process; amino acid metabolic process
Molecular function (GO): aromatic-L-amino-acid decarboxylase activity; pyridoxal phosphate binding
Source: RefSeq, a predicted model, not a curated record